AUGCGGAUGCUGGUGAUGUUGCUGCUGCCGCCACCCCUGAUGGUGGUGGUGUGGAAUCAUGGCCUCUCUCCUUCCGUUGCAGGGUCAGCCUCUCAGGACCACCUGGACCUCACAGAGCUCAUUGGUGUCCCAUUACCCUCGUCUGUGUCCUUUGUCACCGGCUAUGGUGGUUUCCCGGCUUACAGCUUCGGGCCUGGGGCCAACGUCGGCCGCCCAGCCAGGACCCUCAUCCCAUCGACCUUCUUCAGGGAUUUCGCCAUCGGUGUGGCAGUGAAGCCCAGUAGUGCCCAAGGGGGCGUGCUUUUCGCUGUUACCGAUGCUUUCCAGAAAGUCAUCUACCUGGGCCUGCGGCUUUCCCCUGUGGAGGACGGCCGCCAGCGGGUUAUCCUCUACUACACGGAACCCGGCUCCCACGUGUCCCAGGAGGCUGCUGCUUUCUCGGUGCCCGUAAUGACCAACAGGUGGAAUCGCUUUGCUGUGACCGUCCAGGGAGAGGAAGCGGUCCUUUUCAUGGACUGUGAGGAACACAGCCAAGUCCUUUUCCAGCGAUCUUCCCGGCCGCUGACUUUUGAGCCCAGUGCCGGGGUCUUUGUGGGCAACGCAGGAGCCACCGGCCUGGAGAGAUUUACGGGCUCCAUACAACAGCUCAUCAUCUAUUCAGACCCCAGGACCCCUGAGGAGCUGUGUGAAGCACAAGAGUCCUCGGCAUCUGGAGAAGCCAGUGGGUUUCAGGAGAUGGAUGAAGUUGCUGAAAUCAUGGAAGCCGUCACUUACACACAAGCCCCGCCGAAAGAAGCACACGUUGACCCCAUAAGCAUGCCCCCUACUUCAUCCUCUCCUACCGAGGACACAGAGCUUUCUGGGGAACCGGUUCCAGAAGGAACCCCAGGAACUGACCUGAGCAUCAUUGGACACAGCAGCCCUGAGCAAGGGUCUGGUGAAAUCCUGAAUGAUACCCUGGAGGUCCAUACUGUGGAUGGGGACCCCAGUACUGAUGAUGGUUCGGGGGAUGGGGCCUUGUUGAACGUCACUGAUGGUCAGGGGUUAUCAGCAACAGCAACUGGGGAGGUCAGGGUGCCUGUCACCACUGCCCUGGAAGUAGAGAAUGGCAGUAUGCCCACUGGGAGCCCCACCCUGGCCAUGUUUACCCAGAGCUUCAGGGAAGUAGACAUGCUGGAUCUAGAAAAUCUAACAACAGCAUCAGGGGAUGGCGAGGUGCCCACCAGCACUGAUGUGGACACAGAGGCUGGCACUUUGCCCACUGGAGGGCCAACCCUGAAGCCAAGAGAAGAGGCCACUCUGGGUUCACUCGGUGAAGAAUGGUCAACCACGGCUGUGUCCAAAGUGCCCCUCAAUGCCUUUGAGGAAGAGGAAGCCAGCGGGACUGCCAUCGACAGCCUGGAUGCCUUCACACCCACAGUGGUCCUUGAGCAAGCCAGCGGGAUCCCUACAGACAUUCAGGCUACUCUCACCACCACAGGGGCCCCUGAGCAAGUGUUUACUGCUGCACCCACAAAUGGAGAAGACCUGGUGACUUCUACAGAGGAAUCUGACGAGGAGGGAUCUGGUAGCACCCUCCCCAUAGGGCCCCCGCUCUCCAAUCCCACAGUGACUCCAGAGAGGCAGGUUACCCUGGCAGGAGUGGAGGCUGAGGGGUCAAGCCCUGUUUGGGGCGUGGACGUGGGCUCAGGCUCUGGAGACAUUGUGGGCAAUGAGGAUCUGUUGAGAGGUCCUCCGGGUCCCCCAGGCCCACCGGGAUCACCUGGGAUUCCAGGGAAACCAGGAACUGAUGUUUUCGUGGGACCUCCUGGGUCUCCUGGAGAGGAUGGAGCUCCUGGUGAGCCAGGACCCCAGGGCCCUGAGGGACAGCCUGGACUUGAUGGAGCCUCUGGCCAGCCUGGAAUGAAAGGAGAGAAGGGAGCAAGAGGACCUAACGGCUCCGUUGGCGAGAAGGGCGACCCUGGCAGCCGAGGCUUACCAGGGCCCCCAGGGAAGAACGGAGAAGUUGGUAUCCCUGGGGCCAUGGGACCGCCGGGGCCUCCUGGACCCCCUGGGCCUCCAGGCCCGGGAUGUACAACCGAGCUUGGAUUUGAGAUUGAAGGCUCUGGGGACAUCCAGCUGCUGAACAAACCCAGAAUCUCGGGACCCUUCUCUCCAAGUGGUCCCAAAGGAGAAAAAGGAGAACAAGGAGCCAAGGGUGAACGGGGGACAGACGGAAUCAGCACUAUGGGGCCUCCUGGGCCCAGGGGGCCACCUGGACGUGUUGAGGUCCUGUCCAGUUCUUUGAUCAACAUCACCAAUGGAUCCAUGAAUUUCUCAGACAUUCCUGAGCUCAUGGGGCCUCCGGGGCCAGACGGUGUGCCGGGGCUGCCAGGGUUUCCAGGCCCCAGAGGACCAAAAGGUGACACUGGUGUGCCUGGAUUCCCAGGUCUAAAAGGAGAACAGGGUGAGAAGGGAGAGCCUGGAGCCAUCUUGACUGGGGACAUCCCUCUGGAAAUGGUGAAGGGGAGAAAGGGUGAACCUGGAGUUCAUGGAGCACCAGGACCUAUGGGACCCAAAGGACCACCGGGACACAAAGGAGAAUUUGGCCUCCCAGGACGACCUGGCCGCCCAGGAUUGAAUGGCCUCAAGGGUGCCAAAGGAGACCGAGGGAUCAUGCUGCCUGGUCCACCUGGCCUACCUGGACCCCCAGGGCCCCCAGGACCCCCUGGAGCUGUGGUUAACAUCAAAGGCGCUGUUUUUCCAAUACCUGCCCGGCCGCACUGCAAAACACCAGUCGGUACCGCUCACCCUGGCGACCCAGAGCUUGUCACUUUCCACGGUGUUAAAGGAGAGAAAGGGUCCUGGGGUCUUCCUGGCACAAAAGGAGAAAAGGGGGACCAAGGAGCUCAAGGACCACCAGGCCCUCCAGUGGACCCCGCUUACCUGAGACAUUUUCUCAACAGCCUGAAGGGGGAGAAUGGAGAUGCUGCAAUCAGAGGAGAGUCCAGCCACAACCUCUUUGUAUCAGGGCCUCCAGGCCUACCAGGACACCCAGGCCUGGCUGGGCAGAAAGGAGAGGCUAUUGUGGGGCCUCAAGGACCCCCAGGAAUUCCAGGCCUGCCUGGGCCACCUGGCUUUGGGAGACCUGGUGUUCCGGGACCACCGGGACCCCCUGGGCCACCAGGACCUCCAGCCAUUCUGGGUGCAGCUGUGCCCCUUCCUGGCCCACCUGGCCCUCCAGGACAGCCAGGACUCCCCGGAUCCAGAAACUUGGUCACAGCGCUCAGUGACAUGGGUGACAUGCUACAGAAAGCUCACUUGGUCAUAGAAGGGACGUUCAUCUACCUGAGGGAAAGUGGGGAGUUUUUCCUUCGUGUCCGAGAUGGUUGGAAAAAGUUGCAGUUGGGAGAACUGAUCCCCAUUCCUGCUGACAGCCCCCCACCACCAGCACUUUCCAGCAAUCCGUACCAGCCACAGCCUCCACUGAACCCCAUUUUAAGUGCCAAUUACGAGAGACCUGUUCUGCACCUGGUUGCUCUCAACAUGCCGGUGGCUGGGGACAUCCGAGCAGAUUUCCAGUGUUUCCAGCAGGCCAGGGCUGCAGGACUACUCUCCACCUUCCGAGCGUUUCUGUCAUCACACUUGCAGGAUCUCUCCACAGUUGUGCGGAAGGCAGAGAGAUUCGGUCUUCCAAUUGUGAACCUCAAGGGCCAAGUGCUUUUUAACAACUGGGACUCAAUAUUUUCUGGUGAUGGAGGUCAAUUCAAUACACACAUUCCGAUAUACUCCUUUGAUGGUCGGGACGUGAUGACUGAUCCUUCCUGGCCCCAGAAGGUUGUUUGGCACGGCUCCAACCCCCACGGUGUCCGCCUUGUGGACAAGUACUGUGAAGCCUGGCGAACCACGGACAUGGCAGUAACGGGAUUUGCCUCCCCACUGAGCACAGGGAAGAUUCUGGACCAGAAAGCGUAUAGCUGUGCUAAUAGGUUAAUCGUUCUGUGCAUCGAAAACAGUUUCAUGACAGACGCUAGGAAGUGAUAACCCCCCCAUGGUUCUUAAAAGAGUAUUCUAAUAUUUCUUAUGUGAAGAGUUGACACUGAAGUCUAAAAUGUUGUAAAUAUUGCAAGUUUUUUUUUUUAUAUUACACAUCUGUCCAAAGAGAAACCAAAGAAAACAUACCUCAGUAUACUCAAAAGGAAAGACCGAAGGGACUCAGACCCAAGUCAAAUCCAGUCCACACAUUGGUGCUAGAUUCUGCGGGAAGACACACCCCCCUCCCCUUGCAGUGUGUGAACACAUCCCUGACACAGAGUAGGGCAGUCUGAAAACAGGGGCUGGCGUGGUUGCCCCGUGCGUUCUUCAGAACGUCAUUCCUUCCUUCCAACCGUGGCUGUUGAGGGUAAGAUGUCCUUUGUGUUUGCUAACAGCAUCACCUUUUAGAUAUGUGAGACAUAGCUCCCUCCCUAAGUAAUGCGUGAACCAAGCGCUUGGCGAUUCCACGCACAGUUCCGAGCAGCCAGAGAAAGAGAGCUGCUCCAAAGAUCCUGCUCAUGUUUCCUCCGAUAUCGGGAUUUAAUAUGGUCCCCUAAAAUAUUAUUGCCUUCAUGCUGUAGGGUUCUGCCUGUCUACCCAGUCGUAGUUGAGCGCAGCAUCUGUUGAUGUGAGUCUGACUUGCUGGGAAGUUAAAAUCUAGGGAAGAAGCAGCACAGAAUCCUUACCCUCCCCCAAUGCUCCCCCUUCCCAUCCCCCGCGCCCAUCUUAAGAUUUCCAUUUGACAAGUCUUGAAUUGUGACUGCAGCUGAAACAGAUUGGUUGAGAUGAAUUUUCUGAAAAGUCUGUAUCAUCGCGCUAUAGACUCCGAUAUCCUUUUCCAUGCAAGAACAUAAAGACAUCUUUUCUGGGU
This is a messenger RNA of Rattus rattus (black rat), 4885 nucleotides long. It is a transcript of the gene Col15a1, whose product is annotated as collagen type XV alpha 1 chain. The transcript is spliced from 39 exons. Lineage: Eukaryota; Metazoa; Chordata; Mammalia; Rodentia; Muridae. The coding region runs from base 1 to 4020 and encodes 1339 amino acids. The record is from RefSeq and is a predicted model, not a curated record. Gene Ontology annotation, cellular component: basement membrane.